This is a messenger RNA of Caenorhabditis angaria, 4841 nucleotides long. The record is from the annotation of a GenBank genome assembly. NCBI's taxonomy places the organism in Eukaryota, Metazoa, Nematoda, Chromadorea, Rhabditida, Rhabditidae.
UUGAAAAAAAUUAUUACGAAUACGAAUAUUGCAGAACGGGAAGAGGGCGCAAUUGACGACGAACGCUCUUCUGAUCGUCGUCUCCCUUAUCAAAGGGUCUACGAACACUUGGGACGAUUCGAAGAAGCUGAAGCUGCUGGUGGAGCCGAAUUGUUCAUUGAGGAACAAUUGCGAUUGAUUCAACUGCGACUUGAGGCAAAUCGAUUUUUCGCCACCGCGCAAGCAGAAGCUCCAAGAGCUCGAUUUGAGGAAGAAGAAGAGGAGGAGGAAGAGAUUGAGAGUGUUGAGAAUUAUCGAGAAUUUGAUAUUCGAAACGUGGUGUUUGGUAGGAUUGGUGUUGGGAAUAAUAUGAGCAAUAAUAUUAAUCAGAUUUUACAAGGUUUGUGGUGGAAGAGAAAACCCAAUUUGGUUUUCUAGGCCUUUAAAUUUGGUUUUCUAGGCCCAGGUUUACUAGACCUUCAAAUUUGAUUUUCUAGGCCUGUAAAUUUGGUUUUCUAGGCCGUUUUGGUUUUCUAGGCCUUUAAAUCAUAGAUUUUUCGCCCUAACAAUAAAUUUGAUCAAAUUUAAUUCCCUUUGUCGUUUUUUCUCAACAAAAGGGCCCCAAAUCUAUCGAUUUUUGUUUUUUUUUGCCUGAAAAAUUGGCGGCCGGAAAUUUUUGUUUGUUUGAAGGUGUGGAAGAGAAAACCAAUUUGGUUUUCUAGGCCAGGUCAAUAAUUCAUCCCAUGACACAUUUCCUAUUUUCUAUUACUGAAAAAAUUCAGAUUGAGGCCUAAAUUGUCAGAAUUCUUCUUUUUCAAAUUAAAAAUCAGAAAUUUUAGCGAAUUUUGUUCAGAAACAGUUUUUCAAUCAUAAAAUUUUCGCCCUAACAAUAAAUUUGAUCAAAUUUAUUUUCCUUGGGCCCAAAAUCUAUCGAUUUUGGUUUUUUUUCCUGAAAAAUCGGAAAUUCUUUUUUGUUCUGUUCACAUACAUACAAAAACAAUACCUGUCCAUCAAUCAUAAGGUAACCAACCCUUAACAACAAAAAAAAAAUGCGAACUGAUAAGUUCUUCCCCCGCCAAAUUUUUUUUCUCAUUUAUUUUUUUGCCCACUUUUGAUAGAUAGGAAGAACAUAUAUGUAUGUGAUUCAUUUAUUUCUUUUUUCACAUGACGUGUAAACGAAAACUGAAAAUUGGUAAGGCUAUUGAUUUUAUGUUAGUUCAGAAGGCUUCAAAAGGCUUUAGAAGGCUUUAAAAGGCUCUAGAAGGCUUCAGAAGUCCUCAGAAGGUUUCAAGGGGCUUCAGAAGGCUUUAGAAGGCUUCAGAAGGCUUCAGAAGUCCUCAGAAGUCCUCAGAAGGUUUCAAGGGGCUUCAGAAGGCUUCCCAAGGCUUCCCAAGGCUUCCCAAGGCUUCAGAAGGCUUCCCAAGGCUUCCGGAUUCAAAAUCAAUUUUUUUUUCCAGGAAAUAGUCCAAACGGUGCACCUCCAGGUCUUCCAUCAGCUCCACCCGGUUUAUCACCACCACCAAACAUGCAACAACACCAACAACAACAACAGCAAGAUAGCUGUAGCAGUAGUUGUAGUGGAAAUGUUGGCGGACAACAACAACAGCAACAACCACAACCACAAGGAACGGCUUUACCACAAAAUCAACAUGGAAAAACGUUUGCAAGAGUUCAGGGAACUGCACCAGGUGAUUUUUUUUGCAUUUUUUAAAAAGUCAAGAUGAGUUAUGGCGUGGUGAAUCUUGAAAAUUUCGAAAAUCGGGAGAGGAAAACUAGCUGAUUUCUGAGCCAGAUUUAAAUGAAAAUCACCUUUUUAAGCUUUCCGGUUUUUCGAAAUGUUCAAGAUAUGCCACGUCAUAACUCAUCGUGAUCAGUGGGUCGGAAACUUUUCUAGAAUGGAAGUUGACGCAGAUCCUGCUAAAUAUCCAAGGUUUUCCCCUAUGGCCGAGCUUUUGCAUGGCCGAACUUUUGUUUUUCUCGGCCAUUUUGUGCUUUUUUUCACGGCCUUUUAAAAUGCUUUUUUUUCGCCAAAAAAACUUAUCAAAAUCAAAUUGAAGUCCUCCAAGAGAAAUACAAAAAAAAACAAUUUGCUGCCUUCGUUUCGAGACCAAGCGCGGGAAAAAUACGUUUUUCAAAUGUUCUUUUAAUUCGAAAAUUUUUCCCGCGCUUGAUUUUGAAACGACACGGCAUUUUGAAAUUUUAAAAUGCAAAUCGAGAGAUAUAGAGAGACGCAGAGAAAAAGACAGAAUUUGCAGUCUGACGUGAAAAAAUGUCACGCAAAAAUUGAUUUUCAAUUUGUAAAAAUGUCAUUUCUAAUUUAAAAAAAAAUAAUUUUGAAAUGAACAUUUUCAAUAUUUAAAAAGAAAAGAAACAUGUUUCCCUAUUAUCGAAAAUCUCCACGCGCUCCACCGAAAUAAACACGCAACGCAGACCGCGCCGCGCCACAACACACACAAAUAAGGGAACGAUUCAAAUUCCCUCCCUUAUUUGUGUGUGUUGUGGCGCGGCGCGGUCUGCGUUGCGUGUUUAUUUCGGUGGAGCGCGUGGAGUACCGAUGAGAUUUUCGAUAAUAACAAUUAUAUAUCUUUCCAGUAGUCUCAUGCACACCAUCAGCCGCAACACACAGUGUCGCCCCCCACAUCGCCUUGGUCGGACCAACCGGCGACGAUAGUAACGCCGAAGUGUUGUCGGUCUUCGAGUGUCCAGUAUGUCUCGAAUACAUGUUGCCACCCUAUAUGCAAUGUCAAUCGGGACAUUUGGUCUGCUCGAAUUGCCGACCAAAAUUGCAGUGUUGCCCGACGUGUCGAGGACCAACUCGUGAGUUUUUAUUUUGAAAUGUCAUCUGAAAAUGUCCAAUUUUCCAGCAUCGGUCAGAAAUUUGGGUCUCGAAAAGAUCGCCAACACCGUUCGCUUCCCGUGUAAAUUCUCGAAUUCCGGAUGUGCUCUCAACUUCCAUCACUACGAAAAAGUGGAGCACGAGGAACUAUGCGAGUACCGCCCGUAUUCCUGCCCGUGCCCCGGCGCUUCUUGCAAAUGGCAAGGCGGCCUGCCGGAUGUCAUGGAUCAUUUGAAGCGGGUUCACAAGAGUAUCACGACACUUCAAGGUGAAGAUAUUGUGUUCUUGGCGACUGACAUUAAUUUGCCGGGAGCGGUGGAUUGGGUGAUGAUGCAAAGUUGUUUUGAGUAUAAUUUUAUGCUGGUUUUGGAGAAGCAGGAGAAGUACGAUCCGUCGCAAGGUCAACAGAUGUUCUACGCGGUGGUUCAAUUGAUUGGAUCGAAAAAGGAGGCGGAUAAUUUUAUGUACAGAUUGGAGUUGUCGACGCAGAGACGGAGAAUGUGUUGGGAGGCGACACCGCGCUCGAUUCAUGAAGGUGUCGCGUAUGCGAUUCAACAAUCGGAUUGUUUGGCGUUUGAUACGAAUGCCGCGCAAUUGUUUUCGGGUUUGUUGCUUUUUUUGCAUUUGGUAGGGGGUCCUGUAUUUAAAAUAGCGGAAAAUCCCGAAAAUCUGAAAAAAUCUGGCUUCCUGUAGUGAAAUCACCGGGAAAAUCGAUAUUUUCAGCUAGUUGCACUCCUGGAAGCCUUCCUGAAGCUGAAAAAUCAUGAUUUUCAGCUUAUUUUGUUCCUGAAUCCCUUCCAGAAGGCUUCCUGAAGCUGAAAAAUCGAAAUUUUCAGCUAAUUUCUCUUCUGGAAGCCUUCUAGAAGGCUUUUGAGCUUCCAGAAGGCUUCCUGAGGUUGAAAAAUCAUGAUUUUCAGCUAGUUUCACUCCUGGAAGCAUUCUAGAAGGCUUUUAGGGGUUCAGAAGCCUUCCUGAAGCUGAAAAAUCGAUAUUUUCAGCUGAUUUUGUUCCCGAAAGACUUCUAGAAGGCUUUUAAGCUUCUAGAAAGCUUCCUGAAGCUGAAAAAUCGAUAUUUUCAGCUAGUUUCACUCCUGGAAGCCUUCUAGAAGGCUUUUAAGCUUCCAGAAGGCAUUCUGUAGUGAAAUCACCUGGAAAAUCGAUAUUUUCAGCUAGUUUCACUCCUGGAAGUCUUCUAGAAAGCUUUUAAGCUUCCAGAAGGAUUCCUGAAGCUGAAAAAUCGAUAUUUUUAGCUUAUUUUGUACUUUUAGGCUUCUAGAAGGCUUCCUGAAGCUUAAAAAUCGAUAUUUUCAGCUUAUUUUGUACUUUUAAGCUUCUAGAAGGCUUCCUGAAGCUUAAAAAUCGAUAUUUUCAGCUUAUUUUGUACUUUUAAGCUUCUAGAAGGCUUCCUGAAGCUUAAAAAUCGAUAUUUUCAGCUUAUUUUGUACUUUUAAGCUUCUAGAAGGCUUCCUGAAGCUGAAAAAUCGAUAUUUUCAGCUUAUUUUGUACCUGGAAGACUUCUAGAAAGAGAUUUUCAAGCCUGAUUUCAUAAGCCUAACCCUAGAUUUUAGCCUAAAUAACUUAACAGUUGAGCUCCUAAUUUUGCUAAAAAUUUGGAUUUUCCGCCAAGUUUUUGCGGAAUUCUCACAGUUUUGGCCAAUUUUUGUUCGACUUAUUUUCAGCUGGAAUUUGCCCAUUUACAGAUGUUUUCAGUUCCAAAAAUCAAAAUUCAAAAACAUUUUCGUUCAAAAUUUGAUCAGAAAUUGACCAGAAAUUUCUUUCUAGAAAUCACUGAUUGAAAAAUUUUCAAAAUAAAAAAAUCCGAGCUUCUCAAAAUUUUCCAAACAAAAAAUCCAAAUUCCAAUUUUUUGCAGAAAACGGAAAUCUCGGAAUCAACGUGACAAUCAGCCGAGUCGACGGAAAUGCUCGCGACGAAUGUCAACCGAAUCUUCUUCGCCCAACCAACACAAGUAUCACAUCAAGAAGAUAUCGACUUGAAGAUGAUGAAAUGGAAUGUGUUUAUGAAUAA